AUGCCGCCGAUUCCCAUUUACGCAAACAGCCCAGUGGCAACCAAGCCAUCAGGAGUCACUCCGCAGACAGCUUCAGCAGGAGCAUCAGCAGGACAAGAGAAGACAAUUCCAGCUUCUAUCACGGCCUCACCGACCCAGUCACGGACUUCCUCUUACCCUGAGGCCAAGCCUGGAGCUGUUCCUUCUCUUCCAGCGCCAACGGGCAGCGCUGCAGCUCCAUCGCGAGCUGCCUACAUCCCACCAACUCCUACGCAGGGCCUUGUCGAUAAGAGCGACGCACCCCCACCACCACAACCUGGUGCUCAGCCGACUGCUAGUAGGACGGCUCACCUUCCUCCUCCGCCAAAGGAUGGCGAGAAGUAUGUAUCCCCACAAUCUGCACCGGCGCCGUCAUAUCCCCAGCAGAUGUCAAUCCCACCUCCCACCAUGGCAUAUCCAGCCCAGCAGUCCGGCACAAUGUCGGCAGCUCCUCCGCCGCCGACAAUGUACAACAACCAGGUAGGCGCGAGCAGCGGCGCCCAGAGUCUGGAGCACCCGCCAGGCUAUCACCAGAAUGCAGACGCAUCUGAGCUCGACAGAUAUCAGCAGUCUGCUAUACGCCGCAAUGAGUCCGGCUACGAGUAUGGGUCGGAUGACGAGGGCGUCUGGAACUCUGCCAAAAAGUGGGCCCAAGCGACAGGCGAGAAGCUCGUGGCGGCGGAGACAGAAGUGUGGAAGAGGAUCAACAAGCAGUAA
Pestalotiopsis fici W106-1 is the source of this 735-nucleotide messenger RNA. RefSeq lists its product as uncharacterized. The record is from RefSeq and is a predicted model, not a curated record. The transcript has a single exon. Lineage: Eukaryota; Fungi; Ascomycota; Sordariomycetes; Amphisphaeriales; Sporocadaceae. Bases 1 to 735 code for a protein of 244 amino acids.